UUUAGGUGAGAGAUUACUAAAAGAGAAUGGGAAGCUGCUGAUUGAUUUUCUUGGAAAAAGGAAUCUGGCAUGGGAAAACUGCUGUUUUCCUCUCAAAAAGAAUAGGCAUUGUGAGAGACUGAAAGGAGAAUGGAGAAAAAGUUGGAGAUGAUCAAGGAAAGGGAAUUGAGAUGGGAAAGAUCUGUGUGAUUCAUUUAUAGCCCGUUGUUACAAGGAUUAUAACAAUGUUUUAAAUAGGGUGAGAAACUUCCAGGUUGUUUUCUCUGUAUGGUCAAGUGGUGAUUUACCUUGUGCUGGUGUAGCAGUCAGUGGUAUCACACAGGUAUGAUUUUUGGGAGAGCUCACACUGCAAUUGUUCCUGUGGCUGGAGUUUAAGGGGUGUCGUGAGCAAGCUGAGUGAGUUCUGCUAAUAAACUGUGCUAGCCAUGGUAAAUUGUGGUGUAGUGGAGGUACUUUUAUAGUUUGUAUUGCUGUCUGUGAGCUGGGAAUUGUCCCUGAAUUCAUGCAGAUGUUCUUUAUAUGCAAGGUUACAUGCUAAAGUAUUAGACUGAUUUUAUGCAAGGAAUGUGUGAUGUCAGAUGAGUGAUCAGAGUAUGAUACAUUCCUUUGUUGGCCUUAAUUCUGGGCUGGCUUGUUCUACUCAGCCAUCUUAGGAGCUGUGGCUCUUCUGUUUCCUGUUGCAGGAAGGUCCAUCUGUGUGUGCCCCCACUGUUCCCGGGGACAUGUCCAACGUUUCCACCUACGCCCUUCGCAUGGCCCGGCUGAGUGCCCAAAUAUUUGGUGAGGUUGUCAGGCCCACUGACUCCAAAUCCAUGAGAGUGGUGAAGCUGUUCAGUGAGCAGCCCCUGGCCAAGAGGGAGGAGGUGUACAACUGGUACCCCCCCCACAACACCUACCAUGCCCUCAUGAAGAAACUCCGCUACUUCGGCCUCUACAGGGAUGAGCAUCAGGACUUCAAGGAGGAGAUGAGGCGAUUGAAAAAGCUCCGUGGGAAGGAAAAACCAAAGAAGGGGGAAGGAAAGAGAGCUCUCAAGAAGAAAUAGUGCUGUGUGAACAGUGUCACUGACUACCCUGGAAAUGCUGGGGAAUGGCUGGAGAAGGUUUGGCAAGUGAGCUGCCCGUGGGACACAAGAAACACACUGUGAAAUAGUGGACUCCACCUUGGGAAUGCACCUAGGUCUUUGAAGUUUUACUGGUUUUGAAUUUCUGUACUUCAAAUAUAUUGUAUAUUGCAGCACAGUAAUAAAAAAAAAAGUGCUCAGUGCUUUUCUUGAAA
Sturnus vulgaris (Common starling) is the source of this 1276-nucleotide messenger RNA. RefSeq names its product mitochondrial ribosomal protein S33 (gene MRPS33). Lineage: Eukaryota; Metazoa; Chordata; Aves; Passeriformes; Sturnidae. The record is from RefSeq and is a predicted model, not a curated record. Gene Ontology annotation, cellular component: mitochondrion.